CCCUGAGACACACGAUUUGUGUCUGUCAUUAUGUGUCUUGAAAGACAGAAUACUGCAGAUUUAGCACGCUCAAGUAUAAAUUGAUGAAUUACUUGGUUUUGGUGCUGAGAUAAUCUACGUUUGUGAUUUGGCGCAGGCAGAGUAUCAUUGGUAGUGCGGCCGGUGCAAGCUGGCCCACCAAUUUUGGAUCUCGUACCCGCCGUCGGGUCCAGGCGGCUCAUCCGCCUCUAAGGAUAAGGAAAAGGCGGCAGCCGCCGAAGAGGAAAAGAAAAGUGCCACCUCUAAGGACCAGAGACAGAUCGAAUAUGAUCAGGCGGUUAGGGAACAGGUUCGUUUCGCCGAACGUGAACAGCGAGAAAUCCGCCGUUUGGACGACGAACUUUUGCAACAGCGCUACGACGAACGUGAGCGCGAACGGGAGCAGCUCGAACUCCGCGAACAACGUAGAUUGUGGCAGCUGGCAUCGACGGCUGCUGCGCCAUCUAGCGGCGGGGGGCAGCAGACGUCUAGCGAUACGGAGGAUGGAGAUGCGGCUACAGCGUCGACGGCGACGGCGGGGGGAUCUGGUGCUGGAUCAUCCAGCAAUAGAAGUUAUCAGCACCAGCAGAGGAUCAAUAUAUUCAAACAAGGCAGCUAAGUUUAUCAAGGAGCUUAAAGCAAACAUUUUGCGUAACAUGCGCCAUCUAACCCCUCACGGUUGAAAUUGAAACUGUCAAAACUUCGAGAGGGAGAGGAAAUUCCAUCUGUUCCCGCUCCGGUUCACUACGGGAUCUCGCGAAAAAAUCUCUACUGGAUGCAAUUCAAAUUCUGGAAGCGAGGAGGAAGAUUGAAAGCAACCAGAGUGGGAUAGCUAGAAAAAAGAGUGAUGCAAUCAUUGAAGAUACGCGAUUUGGGGAAUUGUUUCGUUUAAAUAAAGAAGCGGUGCAUCAUACAAUAAAUUGUAUUCAACAACAAUUAUUGGAGAAUACCAAC
This is a messenger RNA of Acanthoscelides obtectus, 972 nucleotides long. The record is from the annotation of a GenBank genome assembly. NCBI's taxonomy places the organism in Eukaryota, Metazoa, Arthropoda, Insecta, Coleoptera, Chrysomelidae.